Molecule: messenger RNA, 1157 nt
Organism: Schistosoma turkestanicum
Lineage: Eukaryota; Metazoa; Platyhelminthes; Trematoda; Strigeidida; Schistosomatidae
Source: the annotation of a GenBank genome assembly
UAGCUAAUCAUCGCUAAGAUCAAGGACAACCAGCGCGCGUCUACCAAUGUCAUGUAGCGUAAUUAGCAUUGCCAGUUGGUCUUAACUUUAAGCAUUUGUUUUAUUUCUGAUUGUUGUCAUUCGCUUUCUUGAUCAAAAGAUGUCAUCCAAAGUUCCGGUGCUUUCUGCUGGCGGUCCUUUGAUAUUUCGUCAAUUAUUUGAAAAGGCUUCAUGUACCUACACUUAUUUGCUUGCGGACUCACGUACCAAAGAUGCUGUUCUUAUCGAUCCUGUUUUAGAAACUGUUGAACGAGAUAAAAAACUUAUCUCUCAGUUAAAUCUUAAAUUAGGUCCAAUAAUCAAUACUCACUUACAUGCAGAUCAUGUAACUGGCAGUGGAUUGUUAAAACAAAUUCCUGGAGCUUACAGUGUAUUGUCACAUUAUGAUGGAGCUAGUGUUGAUAAGGAAAUAAGUCAUGGCGAUGUUAUUAAAUUUGGAAGUUUCGAAUUAGAAUGUCGAAGUACACCGGGGCACACAUUAGGUUGUAUGACGCUAGUAUUACAUUCUGCUGGUGUUGCUUUCACUGGUGACGCACUUUUAAUUCGUGGUAGUGGUAGAACUGAUUUUCAAGGUGGGGCUCAGCUGAGACAUUGUACAAUUCAAUCUAUUCACAAAUCUUUAGUCUUCCAGAUGAUUAUAUAUUAUUUCCUGCUCAUGAUUAUUUAGGACACUAUGACUACUGUUGGCGAGGAAAAGGCAAACAAUCCUCGAUUAACGAAAAGUAAAAGUGAAUUUAUUAAACUAAUGAAUGAAUUAAAUCUCCCGCCACCGAAACAAAUUCAACGUGCUAUUCCAUUGAAUUUAAAAUGUGGAUUGAAUGAUGAAUGAUGAUGACCUUCAUUGAUCAUUGAAUAAAACCCCCCUGGUUUCUUUUUCAAUUUAAUAUAUAUAUAUAUUUAUUUAUUUCUACUCAUGUGGGAUUAGAUUAUGUUCCAAAAUUUUUGUAUUUCAUAUUUUCAAUUGUUUUUAAAUUGUCUUGUCUAACUUGAUAUAUAUACACUAAACCUUAUCUAUCACACGAUAUUGUUUUAACUAAUGAGUGUGGGUUUUUUUCAGUAUAUAUUUCUUUCUUUCUGCAUAUCAUCAUGUCUUAUUUGUCAAUAGGAUUGAAUAAAUU